AUGAAAGGCAGAGGUCCUGUGAAAAAGCGUAACACAGACGCACCCAACAAAUCAAUUCUUAAUGCGUUACAAAAGAAAAUCCAAGAAGGUCAGAAAGAAAAGCAAUAUUGGAAUUUAAUUAAAGAUUCCCUUGAUGAAUCACCAGACAAAGCUAAUCAAUUAGUAAUGGAUAUGAUAUUAAAGAAAGAAGACAAAGCCUUCUUAGCUGAAUUGGCAAAUUGA
Trichomonas vaginalis G3 is the source of this 222-nucleotide messenger RNA. RefSeq lists its product as uncharacterized. NCBI's taxonomy places the organism in Eukaryota, Parabasalia, Trichomonadida, Trichomonadidae. The record is from RefSeq and is a predicted model, not a curated record. The transcript has a single exon. Bases 1 to 222 code for a protein of 73 amino acids.